Molecule: messenger RNA, 1176 nt
Organism: Glycine soja
Lineage: Eukaryota; Viridiplantae; Streptophyta; Magnoliopsida; Fabales; Fabaceae
Product: probable phytol kinase 1, chloroplastic
Exons: 6
Coding region: 292-1044 (250 amino acids)
Biological process (GO): vitamin E biosynthetic process
Cellular component (GO): chloroplast
Molecular function (GO): phytol kinase activity
Source: RefSeq, a predicted model, not a curated record
CGCGCUUUGUUGUCCCCGGCGCCGGAGCAGAAGAUCUGCUCUACAAUGCCGGAGCCACCGUCGGCGUUCUUGGCGGCGGUUACGCCCUCGUCCGUGCCUUUGACGAACUCACUCGGAGAAACAUCCUCCAACAGGACUUCGACUCCUUAAGCAUGUGAUUAAGACUUUGAAUCCGACGGGUGCAUAUAGAGAAAUCAUUAAUCAUUGUUGGGAGGUGAUUAGUUCCCCUAUGACUGGCAUUGAAAUUGUUGUGGCAGUCAUUCCAAUCGAAAUUUAAGUAUAAGUAACAAAAUGUAUCCUUUUGCAAACCUAGGAUGUUUAUCUGCUGGUUUCAAUUUGUGUUUUGGUUCUUGUUUUUUGAUUUGUGUGUUGGUGCUAGGCUAUGAUGUGACUGACUCACUGGGUUUGCGAAAAUUGAUUGGGCAGGGUCUGAGCAGAAAGCUGGUCCAUAUAUUAUCUGGCUUGCUUUUUCUGGUUUCUUGGCCUAUUUUCAGCAACUCCCCUAAGGCUCGCUACUUUGCCGCUUUUGUUCCUCUCGUCAAUUGCUUGAGGCUUUUGGUCAAUGGUCUCUCACUGGCUUCUGAUGAGGGACUCAUCAAAUCCGUCACCAGAGAAGGAGAUCCACUAGAAUUGCUAAGGGGUCCCCUUUAUUAUGUUCUGAUACUGAUUUUAUCUGCUCUUGUGUUCUGGCGUGAGUCUCCAAUUGGUGUGAUCUCCUUGGCAAUGAUGUGUGCAGGGGAUGGCAUAGCUGAUAUCAUUGGUAGAAGAUAUGGGUCCAUGAAGAUUCCCUACAAUGAACAUAAGAGUUUAGCCGGUAGCAUGUCUAUGCUUGUCUUUGGAUUCUUGGUUUCAAUAGGGAUGCUCUACUACUAUUCAGUUUUAGGACAUGUGCAGUUGGAUUGGGCAAGCACUCUGCCCAGAGUUGCUUUUAUUUCUUUCGUGGCAACAUUGGUGGAGUCUCUUCCCAUUACUAAGGUAGUAGAUGACAACAUUUCUGUUCCACUAGCUACCAUGGCAGUGGCAUUUUUCACUUUCCAUCAUUAACUCUUAGGAGUCUACCUAGUUCCCCUGUAAUGUCUUACUUGCCUUCCCUAUCCAAUUUUUUCCUGCUAGUGCGACAAUAUGAAAUUUAGUUUGUUCCUUGUAAAGAAAUUAGUGAAAAUUUUAUAGCAUAAA